CGGAACUUCCCCAUACAGCUUCUACCAUUCUGUCGUCAUUCUGGCUAUUGUCCGGAAAACCUUUAACGCUAUUAAUCGAAAGGUGUCCGCUAAUCAUUCGUAUUGGUCUUACUGCAAGGCCCGGUCUGCCAGUGUGCUUGAGAGCUGUCGGUUUGUUAAUUUGGGGCCAAGCUUAAGGACGCCCAUUGAAUGUAGCGCUGGCAGGCAGGUUUUGUGUAGAGCCACCCCACGUGUUGCUAUUGGGACGAAUGUAUUGGAGGCUUUGGAUAGAUACUGAAUAUUACCGUCUCAGUGACAUUGCCAGAUACAAGCCUUCCUGUCGCUCAAAUUGAAACGCAUAAUAAGCUGUUUUCACUGUUAUUUUGGCUUCAUACCCUACACGAUGAGCGAAUAUUUCUGCCUGUCAGAGUGUGAUGUUAUUGGUUUUGAUUUGGACCACACUCUCUGUCGCUACCAUCUAAAGGAAACCUCUAAGCUCAUCUACGACAGUUUCGCCCGGUACCUGGUGGAGCAUAAGGGCUACGACAGGGACCUGCUGACCCUGACCCCUGCAACAUGGGAUUUCUGUUUCAAGGGUUUGGUAGUGGACCUGGAAGACGGAAAUUUGAUUAAGCUGGCUGAAGAUGGAACCGUUUUAAGGGCAUCACAUGGGACAACUUGCUUAAGCACUGAAGAGAUUAUAAAGCAUUAUGGUCCCAAGAGAGAGUGGAAGCAUUUUGACAGCCUGAAUACCUCGUACACCAGAUCAGCAAAAUACUAUUUUUAUGACAACUACUUUGAUCUUCCUGGGGCACUUCUGUGUGCAAGGGUGGUAGAUAUGUUACACAAGCGUGGGAAUGAGGUCACAGCAGAUUUCUGGAAAGACAUUGUCGCUGCCAUAGAUCAUAAUUAUAAUACUUCAGCUUUUAAAGAGGAUUCCGGCUGGUAUUUCCCCAGCGUGAAGAGGGACCCAGGCCGGUACCUGGAACCCUGUUCUGACUCCCUGAAAGCCUGGCUGCGUGCCAUGAAGAACUCCGGCAAGGUUCUACUGCUCAUCACCAGCUCCCACAGCGACUACUGCCGGCUGGUGUGCGAUCACAUCCUGGGGAAGGACUUUGAGGAGCUUUUUGACGUCAUCAUCACCAACGCCCUGAAGCCCGGCUUCUUCUCGCUGGUCCCUCAGCAGAGACCCUUCCGGACUCUAGUGAACGACGUGGAAGAAAGCGAGGGGCUGCCAUUACUGGACAAGCCGGGCUGGUACUCCCAGGGCAACUGGCCCCAUCUCCACGAGCUACUGAAGAGGAUGACUGGGAAAGCCGACCCAAAGGUGGUGUAUUUUGGGGACAGCAUGCGCUCGGACAUGUUCCCGGCCAGCAGCUACGGGAAGUGGGAGACGGUGAUGAUCGUGGAGGAGAUGGAAGGGGAGGGGGUCCCACGCAGCAGUGGGGGCUCCAAGCCGGGCGAUGUGCAGCUGGAACCGCUGGAAAAGAAGGGGAAGUAUGACAACCAAGGCAUGAAAACGCCGUCGGCCAGUUCUGAGCAGUGGGGUUCCUACUUCGUGGAUAUGCACAGGGAGACUGAGGACGAAGAGGGACCAUCCAGGCUGACUUGGUGCUGCCACAGCAUCCACACGUACAGCAGCCUGGCCAUCCCCAGCGUGGAGGCCAUCGUAGAUCUUCCGCUGGAUUACCAGUUCCCGAGAUUUUCCCCGCAUAAACCCAGCACCACAGGCUACUACCCAAGGCCUCCAGAUUCACUGCUGAAGAAGUUUGGAAGCGUUCCCUGAGGGCCCGUCCUAGUCUGGGCUGGGGGUCGCAGGGGGGAAAGGGGCUCCGCUGAGCCAGUCGUCUUUCGUGUGAAUCAUCCGUCCUUGUAGAGCACAGAGAACCUCAACACUUGCAUAUAAACCAUGUGAAUGUAUUACUCGUCAUAACCACACUCUGUGGAGUUGGAGUCUUUUUUUGAAACUGAAACAUUGUUACACGAAUUGUUACAUGAUGUGACUUGCAGAUGUACUUGUUGACAUUAAAUAAAAAUAUUACAGUUGCUUUCCCAGGGUGAAGGGAGGGAAGCCAUAGAAGACUGUGUAAAUCAAUUAAAAAAAGUUGUGCUCCAGAAACUGUGCUUAAGCUCUUAAUCCAUAUGCUUGGUUACUGACAUCAGAAUCUGAAUUUGCAUGAAGUUCUUAAUGGGUGUCGGAAGAAAAAAAUCCUCCCUCUACAUUUCUGAUAAAAGUGCUGUUCUCUUUGUUUUUACAUUUUUUUAUAAUUUAUUUGCUUAAACAACAUGGUUUAAGCAUUUUGGUUGCUUUUCUUUUGAAGGUAAAUAUGUUGUUUUUCAUUGAUUUCUUGUGAUUACAUCAUGCAGCAAUCAGCAUUUUAUUUUUUUAUGUGUCUUUUAAAAUGAUAUUUGUAUAACAUAAAAACUUGAAUCCAGACUCAUAGCAGUGUUACUGUCCUGUUGUAGAUGCUAAAAAAUAAAAAUCUAUCAGUAUUUUCCAUAAAAUCAAGCACAGUUUUUUAGUCACUGUGUUCCUUAUUUUGGUAUGAAGUUGAAGAACUCUGAAAUAAAGUAAUCGGUUAAAGUAACUGUUCUGUGUGUGAAAUGUCACCAGGGACUUAGGAAGCAGUGUGCUGUUUUGUCAGAGCGUUUCUUCAAGGCCCCGAGGUCAUUCACGUUCUCAUUGUAUGCCAAAAAUCAUUGGUGACGUUGUCCAGCUUGCUUUGUGUUUCGUUCUGGUGCAGCAGUAAAUGUUGUGCUGUCGAGUGCUUGUGUAAAAAUGUCGGAUACUUGUGCUUCAUUCUGCGGCAUUUCGAGGACAUGCUUUAACCGACUACUGAAUGGAGGCAUUUUCAUUGUUGGUUUGCAUAAGACUACAGUAGCUGUUCUAUUAGCAAGGACCCUGUAUUAAAUCUGUAUGAAAUCUCUUAGUAAGAAAUACCAUGUUAUUACUCAUGAAAGGUAUAUGUGCCCUGUCAGCCAGAAUGGUUAUUCUUUUCAUUGUCCCUUCAGUGUAUCACAAAUGUCUUCUUUAGUUAUUUAUUACUUUUUUAUAAAACAUUUUCUACACCCAUUUUGCCUUAUGUUGUACUAAUUGGUUGAAUAUGUCCUAGAAAAUGCAGGGAAAUUGUUAAGUGCACCAUAUGUGAAAUAAAAAAAGAACUGAUUCUCCAAAUUUGUUAUA
Molecule: messenger RNA, 3163 nt
Organism: Paramormyrops kingsleyae
Lineage: Eukaryota; Metazoa; Chordata; Actinopteri; Osteoglossiformes; Mormyridae
Gene: nt5dc1
Product: 5'-nucleotidase domain containing 1
Molecular function (GO): 5'-nucleotidase activity
Source: RefSeq, a predicted model, not a curated record